AUGACGCCCUACUCGGUCGCGGUGGUCAUCGAUAUAGGCACUAUGGGACAUAAUGGAUUGACCACCUCCGCUGGCCAAGGUUCCCUCGACGCGGUUAAGGAUGACUACGAAUUUAUCUUCUACCCCGGCGACUUCGCCUAUGCCGACGAUUGGCUCGAUGAGGAGUCUGAGGGCUUCCUGCCAAACACCACUAUUUAG
This is a messenger RNA of Penicillium cinerascens, 198 nucleotides long. RefSeq lists its product as uncharacterized. NCBI's taxonomy places the organism in Eukaryota, Fungi, Ascomycota, Eurotiomycetes, Eurotiales, Aspergillaceae. The record is from RefSeq and is a predicted model, not a curated record. The transcript has 3 exons. The coding region runs from base 1 to 198 and encodes 65 amino acids.